AUGCUUGUCCCAGGUGAGAUCCAGAGUCUGCGGAGUGAUGUGAACAAGGUGUUGGAGCAAGCAACCCGUCUCAGCGGGAAAGAAGCGUCCUUGAAGCGGCGAUCCUCCAACCUCGAGCGCUUCUCCAUCCCUGCCUCGCAGCUACAGCUGGAGGCAGAGCCAUUUGCUAAGGGAGGGUCUUGCUUGAUGUAUCGUGCAACCUACUCCAACCAGGCAGUUUGCGCCAAAGUUUUUGACAUGCGAGGAUACAACAUGACUCAGAUGCGCAAAGCUCAGGACAAUUUCUCCAGAGAGAUGGACCUGCUCUGCCGCCUGUCUCACCCCUACGUCCUUCGCAUGUUCGGGAUCUGUACCGACGACCCUACUAGUCCGAUCCUAGUGACCGAACUAGCCCAGGGAGGAGAUUUGCGGGAUCACCUCGACACGUACGGAGUCCCGGCUGAGGCAGAACGUGUUAGAAUCAUGACGGAGCUUGCUUUCGGUCUCGAAUACCUUCAUGCAAAAGAGAUUGCACAUAGGGACUUCAAGAGCUUGAAUGUUCUCUUGACGACAGAGAAUGCUUGCAAGAUUUGUGAUUUUGGGUUGUCAAAAGAAAUAGGAAGCGUCACGACGACAGCAGGAGCAAGCAUCGGUACUCCUGCAUGGUCAGCACCUGAGAUCUUGAAAGGAGAGUGUCAAAAUCCGGAAGAUUACAUCAGAGCAGAUGUGUACAGCUUUGGGGUUGUGUUGUGGGAGAUUGAAACCGCAUUCAUUCCUCACUCUGAAUGCACAAACGCGAUUGAGGUCAUCACCGCCGUCUGCAUCCGACAGAAGAAACUUGAAAUCCCUAGCACGUCAACGAGGAAGAUCUCCGACCUCAUGGCCAGAUGUCUCUGCCACAACAGCAGCGACAGACCCACCAUGACGCAAGUUCUCGAGAUGCUGCGAUAA
This is a messenger RNA of Guillardia theta CCMP2712, 930 nucleotides long. RefSeq lists its product as hypothetical. Gene Ontology annotation, molecular function: protein kinase activity; ATP binding. The record is from RefSeq and is a predicted model, not a curated record. The transcript is spliced from 6 exons. The coding region runs from base 1 to 930 and encodes 309 amino acids. Gene Ontology annotation, biological process: protein phosphorylation. Lineage: Eukaryota; Cryptophyceae; Pyrenomonadales; Geminigeraceae.